Messenger RNA from Owenia fusiformis, 1200 nucleotides. NCBI's taxonomy places the organism in Eukaryota, Metazoa, Annelida, Polychaeta, Sabellida, Oweniidae. The record is from the annotation of a GenBank genome assembly.
AUGGCGCAAGUCACAUGGUCGAAGUCACGUGACUUACCCCACAUCAAAACAGUGAACAAUGGUUUAUAUAAAAUCAUUCGCAAAACAGAACAUGUCAUUUAUGAACAAGCUAACUUGUUGAAUCACAAUAGACCAUCAACACGACUAAGGAAUGACGAAAAGAAUCAGCACCAUCCAUUGUUAAACCAGGAGUUGUUAUCUGCGUUAACUCAAGGCUAUUGGAAGCCGAAAUACGUGACAGAAGAAGAAAACGACAGGGUGACUUCCCAGCUAAAACGAUUACGAGAGAGAAAGAAAAUAGAAUACAGUAACAAUACGAUAUGUGGACAUGCACAUCGGGGCUACAGAUCGGUGUGUAACCCAGGGGAUAAAAAUGCCUGUUGCAAAGAAAGUCGAUGUCGAGAUAUUUCCGUAGAAGGCUGCGUAUGUCCAACAUGUUUUGACGAAAGGUCAAGGAUCUAUCCCGAAUUUCAUGAGUGGACCCCAUAUGGUAUUAACAUACGCCGUAAUGUAUCACGUGAUGUUAUGUGCACCGGGCUUAGGAAUUUAAAUGUGUCAUCGAUAAUUACAAUCGGCGAUUCUUUGAUACGACAAAUAACGGUUCGUUUCUGGAGGCGCGUUUACAAAGGACCAGUGAUACAUUUACUUCAUGACUAUUCCCCCCAAGAAUUAAUCCAGAAGUGUCAGCCUAAUGCGACCAAUUGGGGGUCCUACAAAUGUUGGGAAAGGAGCUUCGUGAACAUCUGCGAUGGAAUUAAAUUCUUCUACCAUAAGAUAUACGGCGUUACAUAUCAACCAAAGGUGUUUGACGAUUUGCGAACAUUGAAGAAGGAACAUCCAGGGCGAAUGCUAGUGUUGACAGACGUUGGACUUCACGACAACUUUAGUAUACUAAAUGUAUCUAUCUACCUUAAACAACUAUUCGAGGUGGUGAAAUCUUUGGGUGAAACCGACCUACUGUACAUGGCACCAUAUAUCCCAGGAUUACAAAAAUCCCCGUCGUAUAAGAAGCAAACUUUGAAAAGGACGAUCAAAUUUAUCAAGUUCUUUCGUACAUUUACUCAAGAUAGAAACAUUUCUUUUCUUGAUCCAACUGAAUUGGUAAAGAAUCUUAUUAGUUCGGAUGGUACUCAUUAUACAAGGGGGCUAAAUGAAGCAAUGGUCGACAUUAUAGGAAACUAUAUCCUAAAAGACAUUUAA